UGAGGCCAAUGCUUAAACACAAUAGUAAUUUUGCACAUGAAGGAGAAUAACUAUAAUAACAGCUAACACUAUUGUCAAUUCUCCAUCUUCUUUCGCUGAUUACAUUUAGCUUCAAUAUGAUGUCCCCCAACAUAGUUAAUUUCUUCAUAAUCCUCAUGGCAAGUGUUGCAUACUACAAUUACCCCUCCAUUGAUCCCAACCUUCGUGCUAUAAACGUGCCAACACCAGAGCUAUCUCAACAAUACGAUUUUAUCAUUGUAGGCGCUGGAAGUGCAGGCUGCGUACUAGCAAAUAGACUGACAGAAAUAGCUAAUUGGACGGUACUAUUGUUGGAAGUUGGUGGUGAAGAAACUAUUAUAAGUGAUACACCAUUGUUGGCUGGAACUUUGUGGAAUUCGCCCUUAAAUUGGAAUUAUACAACAACAAGACAACCGAGGGCAUGUUUGGCCACUGGUGGAAUUUGUCCUUGGCCAAGAGGAAGAGUAAUAGGAGGAAGCAGCACACUCAAUUUCAUGGUAUAUGUAAGAGGUAAUAGAAGAGAUUAUGAUGGAUGGGCAGCUCUAGGAAACCCUGGCUGGUCUUAUGAGGAAGUUUUACCAUACUUCCGCUUAUCAGAAGACAACCGGAAUCCAAUAUACGCAAUGGAUACGACAUACCAUUCUACUGGAGGUUACCAGACUGUUUCUAAUGUAAACUAUCAGACACCAUUAUUAAAUGCAUAUCUAGCAGGUGGAGAAGAGAUAGGCUUUCAAGUUCGAGACAUCAAUGCACAACAACAAACUGGGUUUAUGGCAUUACAAGGGACACUCAGAAAUGGUUCCAGAUGUUCAACAGGAAAAGCAUUUUUACGACCAGUAAGAAACCGGACUAACUUAAAUGUAGCCGAAGAAUCGUUUGUGACAAAAAUAAAUUUUAUCAACAACAAAGCUGUAGGUGUCACAUUUAUAAGGAACAAUCAAGAAAUAAAUGUAACAGCUAAAAAGGAAGUAAUAAUAUCAGCAGGGUCGAUCAAUUCAGCUCAGCUAUUAAUGCUUUCAGGAAUCGGUCCUGCUGAUGAAUUAAAUAGAUUUGGCAUUCCCGUGAUUCGGAAUUUGAGUGUGGGUUACAAUCUUCAAGAUCAUUGUGGUGCUCCACUUUUUUAUAAGACCAAUCCUCCAGUAGCGAUCACAGCCUCAUCAUAUGAAAACAUAGAAGCUAUAGUAGAGUAUUCACAGCCAAAUGGAACAGGACCACUGACAUCACCUAUAGGAAUCGAAGCAGUAGCAUUCUUAAAUUCGACUUUUUCAAACUCAUCUCUUGAUUAUCCAGACGCUGAAAUACAUUUUACUUCAUAUUAUUUAAAUUUGCAAAACUAUAACAGCACUUGGUUUGGUUUAGGACUCCUUAUUCACCCCAAAAGCAGGGGAAGAAUAUCAUUACAAUCAACUAAUCCCUACGAAUAUCCAUUAUUAAAUCCAAAUUACUUUGGUGAACAGCAGGACCUACAAACAGUAGUAGAAGCACUGAAAUAUGUAUCUGCUGUGGCCAACUCGACAGCAAUGGAAAUUUAUAAUAAUGUUCUUCAGUUACAAUUACUUUCUCUUUGUAAUAAUUAUACAACUUAUAGUGAAGAGUUUUAUUCCUGUGUUGCAAUGAGUUACACAACAACCAUAUUUCAUCCUGUGGGUACGUGUAAGAUGGGACCGAGCACUGAUAUAGAAUCUGUGGUUAAUCCACAUCUUCGAGUUCACGGGAUAGAAAAUCUAAGAGUUAUCGAUGCUUCAAUCAUGCCUUUUGUAACGGGAGGGAAUACAAAUGCUCCAACUAUAAUGAUUGCUGAGCGUGGAGCUGAUAUUAUAAAAGCUUAUUAUAAUCAGCCAACACAGAUUCCUCAAAAAAGUAUAUAACUAAUGGUAAAGUCAAAUUUGAAGGUCAAGAAGAGGAGGAAAGAGGUAAAAGAAGAAGAAGAAAAAAAGACUGCACUAAAGAAUGUAACUCAUUAUAAACUUUAAUAUAAUAAUUAAUUAAAUAAGGAAAAAUGAUAUUCAUGUUUUUUAAAACUUUUAAAUAUACAAUUUUUAAAAAGACUGAAAAAAAUUUUUGAUUUUAUUAAGUAUACGAAUAGGGUUAGGUAAUAUCUUUAUCGUGAAUGAAAAUUAUAUACAUUUUUGUACAGAAUAGCAUCUAUUAAAAAUUGCAAUGAUUUUAAAUCUUUCUUCAGCACAUAUAAGUUAAAAAAAAAAUAAAUAUUUG
Nezara viridula (southern green stink bug) is the source of this 2232-nucleotide messenger RNA. Lineage: Eukaryota; Metazoa; Arthropoda; Insecta; Hemiptera; Pentatomidae. The record is from the annotation of a GenBank genome assembly.